AUGCGCCGCUCGUAUUCUAGUGUGAAACCGAAGGAUAUCGUAAACUGCCUGUUUUAUUUAACGUGUUUCUCCCAACUGUUUCCUUAUACCUCAAUUUUAAGUCAUUUGUUUAGCGUCUUAAAAGUGUGCAAGCAUGACGGAGACGCAGUCAGCGCUGUUACUCAGACGACAGCUGGCAGAACUGAACAAAAAUCCAGUGGAAGGCUUCUCUGCUGGUUUAAUAGAUGACACUGAUCUCUAUCAAUGGGAAGUCCUUAUCAUUGGUCCUCCAGACACAUUAUAUGAAGGUGGUGUUUUUAAAGCUCACCUCACCUUCCCAAAAGACUACCCACUCCGUCCUCCAAAAAUGAAAUUUGUCACGGAAAUUUGGCACCCGAAUGUGGACAAGAGUGGUGACGUAUGUAUUUCUAUUUUGCACGAGCCUGGGGAGGACAAGUAUGGGUACGAGAAGCCGGAGGAGCGCUGGCUUCCCAUCCACACUGUGGAGACCAUCAUGAUCAGUGUUAUCUCCAUGCUGGCUGACCCCAAUGGAGACUCCCCUGCUAAUGUAGAUGCAGCGAAAGAAUGGAGGGAAGACCGACACGGGGAGUUCAAAAGGAAAGUUGCUCGCUGUGUUAGAAAAAGCCAAGAGACUGCCUUUGACUGAAAUACUUCAGCAGUUUGUCGGUUCAGUUUUCAGGGUUUCGGAUUGAGAAACAACAUGGCACUAUUUCUCCACACCAUAUCUAGUUGUUGCCAUGACUGGCAAAACAGGAUACAGUGGAAUAUAACAACAGUCUCAGAUAUGGACAGAAAAGCCCAGGAAGUGCCAACAAUCAAAACAGCAUUGUUUCUAAAGUCCAGUGAACUGCUUCAGUUUUCAGGAAGAAUUGUAAAGACCUGUACAUAGUACACACACAAACCAGAUAAUAUAUAAACUUCAUAUCCUUCCGGGAAGACCUAGUACCAAAUAAACAGCAGUUGUGUAGUUAUCACAUGGAUGCUGUAUGUUUUUGAGGACAUUGAUGCCUCUUCCUUCACCCUUUCCACCCAUUUGCCUCUGCUUUUACUUGGUACUUUGAAAGCAACCAUUGUAAAAGGAUAGUAGCAGAAAACCGGUUAUGACUUGCAUCAGUAGCAGGUAAUAUGCCAUUUUAAUUGGAAUUGAAGUGACUUGUUACACUGACUCGAGUUUUGCAUGCUUUUCUUAACGUACAAAGGUGGGAAUGAAACCAAAAGUAACCCGCUGUAAAGGAUUAUUGUCUUGUUUAAACUCUUACUGCUAUGCUGAUCCUUAAAAAUAAGCAGUAAAACUUUGUAAGAGAUCACACCUUGGUGAGACACUCAAGGGUUGUACAGUGGCUUGUGUUGGGUGCUGAUGAUCAAGGUCCUACUCAAGUGGCAUGUUUACUAACUUUAAGAGCUAAAAUUUUAACUUUUUCUUUUCAAAAGUGCCUCCUACUGCUUGGUAAAUACAUAUUCAAUAAAACUUCAGGGCAGUGGAAAUAAAUAUGUAAAUCAAAAACAGGCAUUCAGGUGCCCACUUACCCUUUUCUAUCCUUUGUACCAUGAUAA
This is a messenger RNA of Scleropages formosus (Asian bonytongue), 1554 nucleotides long. Its product is annotated as ubiquitin-conjugating enzyme E2 G1-like. The transcript is spliced from 6 exons. The record is from RefSeq and is a predicted model, not a curated record. Bases 134 to 646 code for a protein of 170 amino acids. NCBI's taxonomy places the organism in Eukaryota, Metazoa, Chordata, Actinopteri, Osteoglossiformes, Osteoglossidae.